UGGUGUCGUGUGCUGGCUCCGCCCUCUUCCCGAGGGUGGGGGAGAACGGUAUAUAAGUGCGGUAGUCGCCUUGGACGUUCUUUUUCGCAACGGGUUUGCCGUCAGAACGCAGGUGUUGUGAAAGCCACCGCUAAUUCAAAGCAAAAAUGGGAAAGGAAAAGACUCACAUCAACAUCGUCGUAAUUGGACACGUAGAUUCCGGCAAGUCCACCACAACCGGCCACCUGAUCUACAAAUGUGGUGGAAUCGACAAGCGGACCAUCGAAAAGUUCGAGAAGGAGGCGGCUGAGAUGGGAAAAGGCUCCUUCAAGUAUGCCUGGGUCUUGGACAAACUGAAGGCUGAGCGUGAGCGUGGUAUCACUAUUGACAUCUCCCUGUGGAAAUUUGAGACCAGCAAAUACUAUGUGACUAUCAUUGAUGCCCCAGGACACAGAGACUUCAUCAAAAACAUGAUUACAGGCACAUCUCAGGCUGACUGUGCUGUCCUGAUUGUUGCUGCUGGUGUUGGUGAAUUUGAAGCUGGUAUCUCCAAGAACGGGCAGACCCGUGAGCAUGCUCUUCUGGCUUACACCCUGGGUGUGAAACAGCUAAUUGUCGGUGUCAACAAAAUGGAUUCCACCGAGCCACCAUACAGUCAGAAGAGAUAUGAGGAAAUCGUUAAGGAAGUCAGCACCUACAUUAAGAAAAUUGGCUACAACCCUGACACAGUAGCAUUUGUGCCAAUUUCUGGUUGGAAUGGUGACAACAUGCUGGAGCCAAGUGCAAACAUGCCUUGGUUCAAGGGAUGGAAAGUCACCCGCAAAGAUGGCAGUGCCAGUGGCACCACGCUGCUGGAAGCUUUGGACUGUAUCCUACCACCAACUCGCCCAACUGACAAGCCUCUGCGACUGCCCCUCCAGGAUGUCUACAAAAUUGGGGGUAUUGGCACUGUCCCUGUGGGCCGAGUGGAGACUGGUGUUCUCAAGCCCGGCAUGGUGGUUACCUUUGCUCCAGUCAAUGUAACAACUGAAGUCAAGUCUGUUGAAAUGCACCAUGAAGCUUUAAGUGAAGCUCUUCCUGGGGACAAUGUGGGCUUCAAUGUAAAGAACGUGUCAGUCAAAGAUGUUCGACGAGGCAAUGUUGCUGGUGACAGCAAAAAUGACCCACCAAUGGAAGCAGCUGGCUUCACUGCUCAGGUCAUUAUCCUGAACCAUCCAGGCCAAAUUAGUGCUGGCUAUGCUCCUGUUCUGGAUUGUCAUACAGCCCACAUAGCAUGCAAGUUUGCUGAGCUUAAAGAAAAGAUCGAUCGUCGUUCUGGUAAGAAGCUGGAAGAUGGCCCCAAAUUCUUGAAGUCUGGUGAUGCUGCCAUUGUUGACAUGGUCCCUGGCAAGCCCAUGUGUGUUGAGAGCUUCUCUGACUAUCCUCCACUUGGUCGUUUUGCUGUUCGUGACAUGAGGCAGACAGUUGCUGUGGGUGUCAUCAAAGCUGUGGACAAGAAGGCUGCUGGAGCCGGCAAAGUCACCAAGUCUGCCCAGAAAGCUCAGAAGGCUAAAUGAAUAUUAUCCCUAACACCUGCCACCCCAGUCUUAAUCAGUGGUGGAAGAACGGUCUCAGAACUGUUUGUCUCAAUUGGCCAUUUAAGUUUAAUAGUAAAAGACUGGUUAAUGAUAACAAUGCAUCGUAAAACCUUCAGAAGGAAAGAAUGUUUUGUGGACCAUUUUUUUUGUGUGUGGCAGUUUUAAGUUAUUAGUUUUCAAAAUCAGUACUUUUUAAUGGAAACAACUUGACCAAAAAUCUGUCACAGAAUUUUGAGACCCAUUAAAACAAGUUUAAUGAGAAA
Molecule: messenger RNA, 1819 nt
Organism: Apodemus sylvaticus (European woodmouse)
Lineage: Eukaryota; Metazoa; Chordata; Mammalia; Rodentia; Muridae
Gene: Eef1a1
Product: eukaryotic translation elongation factor 1 alpha 1
Exons: 8
Coding region: 147-1535 (462 amino acids)
Biological process (GO): translation; translational elongation
Molecular function (GO): translation elongation factor activity; GTP binding; GTPase activity
Source: RefSeq, a predicted model, not a curated record